GGGAGUGAGUCGGGAAGCGACGGCAACCAAACCGGAAGCCGGCGCUGGCGAGGCGAGCGCCGAUGCUGCGGCCUUGCCGGUCGGUCGAUGAGAAAGCUGAACGUUUGCCCCCGGUUGUGGCUCAGAGGUGCGACCGCUGCGAGAGGUAAAUCAGACCGGUACACAGCUGGCAGAGUAACGUUAAACCGCAAUGGGGCAAUAUACAGGCCUGGAAAAACGGCGAUAGGGCAAUGAAUCCGCCUGGUAUAUCAAAAUUUCUUUCCCUUCUCUGCUGGAAGCUCGAGUACGGAUCAAUGGGUUCUGCAUGCUCUAUGGCAUUUUGUCAAUAUGGCCUUUCAUCUUGUGUGAGGCUAGAAUAAUGGCUGCUUUUGCAAGAUUACUAGUGAUUCUAAUCUUCCUGUUGAACAUCCCUUUGCUGGUUGGAAUAGAAUUUGACCCCUACAAGUUACUGGGAGUUGGAAGAACUGCAACCCAAGCAGAAAUAAAGAAAGCUUAUAAACAGCUGGCUCGGGAAUGGCACCCUGACAAGAAUAAGGACCCAAAGGCAGAAGAUCAAUUCAUUCAGAUUAGCAAGGCAUAUGAGAUUCUUUCAAAUGAUGAGAAAAGGUUGAAUUUUGAUAAAUAUGGAGAUAUUGAUGGACAGCCAGGAAACCACCAACAACCACAGCACCACUUUCGGAGUUUUCAUAAAUAUGACAGCUUCUUUUUCGAUGAGUCUGUUUUUAACUUUCAGUUUAAUUCUGCCCAUGACUCAUUUGAUGACAAGUACUUACUGCAUUUCUCUCAGUACAUGAAUGAAGUUGUGCCAGACAGCUAUAAGAAACCCUAUCUCAUUAAAGUGACUUCGGACUGGUGUUUCAGCUGCAUUCACAUUGAGCCAAUCUGGAAGGAAGUGGUGCAGGAACUUGAACCUCUAGGUGUUGGGAUUGGUGUCAUUGAUUCAGGGUAUGAGCGGCAGUUGCUAAAUCAGAUUGGGGUAUAUCAGCACCCAACAAUAGUGGGAGUCAUCAAUGGAAGAGUGUCAUUCUUUAAGAAUGCUGUUGUUCAAGAAAAUUUAAGGCAAUUUGUGGAAAACCUUCUGUCAAAUAAGCUUCUGGAUCUGAUAACUGACAGGAACUAUGGACAAUUUCUGUCGGCUUGGGAGCAAGAUAACAAGCCACAUGCAUUAAUAUUUCACCAGAGACCUGCAGUGCCACUGUUGUACAAGCUGACUGCGCUCCAGUUUAAAGAUUAUGUUGCAUUUGGUUAUGUGCAGACUGGUAUAGAAAAGGCUGAGGAAAUCCUAACUAAAUACAAUAUAAAUAGAUACACAUCUACCAUAAUGAUAUUUAAGGAGAACAUAGAGAAAGCAUCUGAUGUUAUUCAGGCCAAAAUAAUGAAAAGGCAAUUAAUAGAUGAAUUGGUUUCUAGCAACAAAUUCCUAUUGGCUCCUCGCCUUACAAACCAAAGACUUUUUGAGGAGUUGUGCCCAGUGAGACAAUAUCGUCGCCAGAAGAGAUACUGUGUCCUGCUAAUAAUUGGAGAGAAACAUAAGCUGAAAACCCCACACAACUCUUUUAUUUCCUUUGCCUCUGUGAAUCCUAAAGAGUCACUAAGAUUUGCAUACGUAUAUCCAGAACGUCAACAAGCCUUUAUUAAUGCCUUACUCCCACCAGCACUGAGAAGUGAUGCCACAUCAAAUAUUGUGAUUCUACAGCAAAGCACUAUUCCAGGAAAAGUGUUCUAUAAAUUGCUUGAAAAUGGAUGGAAUGGAAGCGAAGGAGAUAAAAUCCAACUUUUUACUGAGGUGAAUCAGCUAUUAGAAGUGGGGCACCACACAUUCUUCUCCCAUGAAGCCAUUUUGCCUGAACUAAAUGACGAAUUUGCACCUAUUUUCUUCCUGCGCUGGCUGUAUGCCAUGAGAGAUUAUGCAUUGCAAAUCUGGGAAUCUGGGUUCACUCAGAACUGGAGAGAGAUGAUGCCCUUGAUUUCUCUGCUUUUUUCUGUGGUUUUCAUUCUGCUUGGAGCAUUCAUCAUUCAAGCUUUUGGUGAUCCAAUAGACCUCGAGAGGGGGUCUGAAUCUCAGAAAAAAGAGGAACCGGCAACGGCAAAGGUUCAGGAUAUUACAAAAAACCAGCAACCCAACACCUCCAAGAAUUUAAGGUCAUCGGAGCAGGACUUUGUGGAAGUGACUGAAUUGACCUACGUUAACUAUAUGAGCAAUCUUGUGCGCCUCAUGCCGGGAAACAUAAAUGUGCUGGUAGCUGUUACAGAUGCUACAAAGAAUGUUUUGAUACAAAGGUUUGCACACGAAGUCUAUCCUGUCACCUGGAAUAAGUCGUUACACUUCUCCUUUCUAAACUUAUCAAAACAUCGCAAGUGGCUGGAAGAACUGUUAGAGUAUGCCGAGGAUCCUGCCCGAAUUUCCAAUAAACAAAAUGAAAAACACCAUAACCAGAACUAUGCUGGCUACGUAUUAGCACUAAAUGGCCAUCGGAAAUACUUUUGCCUGUUUAAACCCAAACUCCAUAAUGAAGUUGAGAACCAUGGUACACUGAAUAGCUCAGAAACAACAAAAGACGGGAUUGGAUCGGACACGACAGCUAAUACAAUGGAAACAGACAACCCACACCAACAUACAUUAAGUUCCAAUCCAUCUGUUAAACAGACCAAGCAACUGCUCAACAGACUUAACCUAUGGAUGGACAGGCUGCUUGAAGGGAUUCCACAACGAUAUUAUGUACCAUUUUGGCCUGAGCUUCACUGAUACUCUGUAGUCUUGGUAGCAUUUUGUGCCGAAUUGCAUCUGAGCCACGUUUCCAUCAUGCAGAAGUACACGACUCUAUCUCAUUUUUUAAAUAAUAUUUUGUCCUCUUUGCAUUACACAGCUGAAACAAAAACAAGUCAUGUAAAUUGAGAUGGAACAACCAGGCAAAUGAACAGUUAAAAGUUCUGUUCACACAAUUCUUUUGUCUGACCAGGAAAAGAAUAAACUCUUUUUAAUUUGCACUGCAACCAUUGGGAGUUGGUGAGUGAGUGAAUUUUUAAAGCAGGUGGGUAAUACAAUGAAGAUAUGAGUCAUUGAUAGCAGAGUUUGCUUAAGUACUUGAAUUCUUGUACCUCAAGUUUUGUUUAAUUUUUUUUCCCUACCUCCCCGUCUUCCUUGUGCAUGGCACAUUAACCAGCAAUCGUUGGGAAAUGAAAAUAGACAGGGCAGCUACCUCCAGCUUCCCACCUCCUCCCCCUCCCUUCACUACAGGAGAAACAAAUACACUGCUGAGAAAAAGAAAGAAGCUUUAUUUCAGCCCUGUCCUCUAUUUUGGAAUUGAGUUAGCAGACUUUUCUGAAGUUGCCAGUUAGUCUUUAUGAAACUUUACUUUGCCUGGUGCACUUUUCAGCUGUUCUCUUUCCCCACUACCCAACCCUAUUCUUUUCCACCCCCACCUCCCCAUGCUGAAAUAUUGUAACUGAAAGUUAGUCUGAGUCAAAAUGACUUAGCUUAAGUCGAUAAUGUCCUCAAAAGCCCUAAGAUGCAUUUACCAAGAACUGUCGAUGGUAAUUAGGAGUAGAAACUUGGCAUAUUUCAAUUUCCCUUCCCCAUCUUGCGUUCCUUAGUGCAAACUUGUUUAACCCCUUCCACUCCACCCCUGCUGCAUUUCACUGUUGAUCAUUUAAUGCUUGAACCAAACACAGAUUGAUCUUACUGAACAACCCCUAAUCUUCUGACCUGGCAAACAAUGCCUCUAACCAAUAGAAUGAGAAGUGUUUUGGAAUUAGAAUUUAAUUGUAGUUUUAAUCACAAUUGCAGGAAGUGGAUUAAAGUUGUGUAAGUCUAUUGGUGAAUCAGAGUUUGGACAUAUGGUCCGCUUUAGAUUAGAUCAAAUAUUAACAGAGCUGAGCUAUAACUGUUCACUAAUGGACUGAAAUAAUUUAUUCUGCACGGUUGCCUGUAGCAGUAUCUAAUUCAAGUAAUGUAAACUGUAUUUAAAAUAUUUAUUAAAUUUUAGAAGUUUAGGAUUAUUUAUAACUGACUUGCUGUCCAUUUGUGUCACAGCAAGAGAAUGGAGUCUGAAAUAAAGGCAGAGAAUAUUGGAUAUUUAUGCCCUGUUGAUCAGCAUUGGAGAAGACAUGGAGUGUGAAAGAUAAUGGCCUAAAAAUUGUGUAACAAUCCUUUUUUCAGAAGGUAGCUGUUGGCGCGUGGCCUAGUGGAUAAGGCAUCACGUCUCGUGAUCUGAAGGUCACUGGUUCGAGCCUCAGCUGAGGCAGUAAGUUGUGUCCUUGAGCAAGGCACUUAACAACACAUUGCUUUGCAACGACACCAGUGCCAAGCUGCUUGGGUCCUAGUGCCCUUCCCUUGAACAACGUUGGUGGCGUGGAGAGGGGAAGGCUUGCAGCAUGGGCAACUGCCGGUCUCCCAUACAACCCUGCCUAGGCAUGCACCCUGGAUCUCACGAGACUAACAGAUGCCUAUAUAAGCUGGAUGACCAACAGUCGUGCACAGCAGGCAGGGUAGCUUUCUGGCUGAAGUUGAUGUAUAUUUCCCUUUGUAUCCCUUCGGGAUCCUUUCCAGCACUGUUCCCCUGCUAGGAGAAUGGGUCAAGUGGAUUGCUUGAUGUGCCCAUUAGUGAAGGUGGGUAACUUCCACUGAGCCCCUAAUUCUUGAAUCCCCGGCUUCCAUUGCUUCAGUGUGGGGGGGGGAAUGCUCCUUCUGGCCAACCUUUCUUACAAAUUUUGAUGGAAUAUCGUUAAAUUAUUUUAGAUCUGCUCAGGAAUUCAGUUGCAUUUAAAGUAUCUAAUUUAUUUUUUUACUCAUCAUCAUUAGCUAAGGCUUGAGUUGAUAUCCUCUUAUGCAAUUUCUCUUUAAAUUAAAAACAUUGCCAAAAAUAUUAUUUCAUAGUGUUCAAAUUUCUGAUAUGUCACUCCUGGCAUGACACCCAUAAUUUAAUAUUUAAUUAUGACACAUUUAAUACUGUUCAAAUUUCUGAUAUGUCACUCCUGGCAUGAAACCCAUGACUCUUAGAUCAUAUCUACAGUGGCUUUUUGUCUCACUUUUAUUUCCCUCUUUGCAAGAGACUCAGCUAAUCUUUCAUACAUUGUGACCGCCACUUGCACAAAACAAAAUUAAUCCUGUCCUGCCCCAAUUUUUUUUUAAUAGUGAUCUCUCAAUACUUAUUAGACAUGAGAGUCCUUAAUAUUAACUUUCUGAUUCCUUAUUCAGUCCUGAUGAAGGGUCUUGACCUGAAACGUGGAUUGUUUAUUCAUUUCCAUAGAUGCUGCCUGACUUGCUGAGUUCCUCCUGCAUUUUGUGUGUGCUACUGUGGAUUUUAUGCAUCUGCAAAAUAUCUUGUGUUUUACUUUCUCCUGGCUAUCACUGGGUAAAACUUGCAAUAAUCUGUUCUGUGUGCUUUAACACUUCACGGGCUAGUGUCUUUACCCAUUCAGUUAUAACAGAAUAAAUUUACAAAAGAAUCUCAUUUUUUAAAAUUUUGCAACAUUUAAAUUGAUAUCCAAAGUUCAUUGUUUGCAGCACUGAAUGUCUCUGACAUGAUAUGCCACUUUAAAUAUGCAAAAUGUAGGCAUCCAUUUUAAGUAGAAUAACAUUUGUAUUUAUUUGCAAGUAAUUAGCUGUACUCAAAAAAAAUUGCACAAUUAAAACCUCAGCAGGUGCCCUUGAUAAAAUUGUAUACUUGUACAGUCUACUAUGGUCUGGUGUGUUUUGGUAAAUUAAAAGUUGUACAGUUGUGCCAUGUUUUGGGUGAGAUGUGUUUAUAGAGACCUACGUACAUGUUAGAAAACUGAAUUGUCAUUGUCAUUACUUGCAUGAUUCCUCUAAAUCCAUGCAUGAAAGUAAUAAUUUAAUGUAUUUAGGGUUUAGGGUUACAGCUCAGUAACAGGCCCUUCCAACUCAACAAGCCCACAUCACCCAAUUGCACGUGUGUCUUGGGAAUGUGUCUAACCCAUAUGUCUUGGGAACGUGAGAGGAAACUGGAGCGUCCAGAGGAAACUCACAACAGUCAUGGGGGAGAACGUAUAAAUCCCUUCCAGGACACUGUCAGGAAUUGAACCCGGGUCGCUGGCACUGUAAUAACGUCAUGCUAACCACUAUGCUACCGUGCUGCCCCUUCUGUAUGAGUACCUCAGAGGCCCGUAUAUUCUAGCUAGCAAUAGAUACAUCCAAACCAUCUAAGUCAAUCUAGAAGUUAGGAUCACGCUGCACAGGAUGCUGAAAGCAAAGAACAACCUGUCCUUUCAUUCUGAUCUAAUAAACAGCCAUUACAUCUUUUUAUUCCAUUACCUCAUCUGCUUUGAUCCGCACCCCCUAUUCUCUGAGGAUCAGUCUGCAGAUCAUGUUUCCCAAAGCACCAUGGUUUAUUAUUGAAGGAAGCUCUUGUACAGCGGUACUGAAUGGAGCCCUUAAAAUGCUCAGUCCAAGCCAAACUGAUGAAGGGUCUCAGUACAAAAUAUCAACUAUCUAUUCCUCUCCCCGUCCUGCUCAGUUCCUUAGCAUUUUGUGUGUUACCCAGCGAAAUCUCCUGUGUGUUAAGCAAUGGAAGACCUUGAGUUUAGUUUGCUAUUAGGAGGUUAGUGGCAAGGUUCUGUUCCUGUGAACACGUUCAUAAUCUAAACAGUUUGAAGUCAGAAUUGCAGCCACAAAUGAGUUCUCGCGUGGCAGAAGAUGCCUGCAGCAGCUGACAAAUUUAACCUGCCAGUUUCCCAAAUGCUCAUGCAUAUGUACAGCUGUUCUUGUAUCAUAACCUGGGGAGGACUUGCAUAUAUCAUAUAGAUAUUAAGAGUUAUUCAUAACCAGAAAUACUUUUAAGUUUGCCCAUCUGAGAUAAGAAAUUA
Messenger RNA from Hypanus sabinus (Atlantic stingray), 6825 nucleotides. RefSeq names its product DnaJ (Hsp40) homolog, subfamily C, member 16 (gene dnajc16). The record is from RefSeq and is a predicted model, not a curated record. The transcript has 16 exons. Lineage: Eukaryota; Metazoa; Chordata; Chondrichthyes; Myliobatiformes; Dasyatidae. The coding region runs from base 305 to 2746 and encodes 813 amino acids.